Molecule: messenger RNA, 1581 nt
Organism: Sphenostylis stenocarpa
Lineage: Eukaryota; Viridiplantae; Streptophyta; Magnoliopsida; Fabales; Fabaceae
Source: the annotation of a GenBank genome assembly
AUGGCAGCCUCGUACACCCUUUAUAAUUCUCCUUUGCUUUCCAAAACCUUUAAUCAUCCUCUGAACCAAAACCCUUUCCCCAAAAACCUGAUUCUACCACUCAAAUCUACUAGUAAACCGCGGCUUCUUAGAGUAGUUCACUCCCAGAAGAUCACUGCCGGUCCCUCACUUCAUGACUCCAAUACUAGCACUCGUUUUCAGCACUGUUUCACCAAGAGUGAAGAUGGGUUUCUGUAUUGUGAGGGCCUUAAAGUGGAUGAAAUUAUGGAUUUUGUUGAAAGAAGACCUUUCUACUUGUACAGUAAACCUCAGAUUACUAGAAAUGUGGAAGCUUAUAAGGACGCGUUGGAGGGUUUGAGGUCUAUAAUUGGUUAUGCCAUUAAGGCCAACAAUAAUUUGAAGAUUCUGGAGCAUUUGAGGAAGCUGGGUUGUGGUGCCGUGCUUGUGAGUGGGAAUGAGCUUAGAUUGGCUCUUCAUGUCGGGUUUGAUCCCACAAGGUGUAUCUUCAAUGGGAAUGGGAAAAUCUUGGAGGAUUUGGUCUUGGCUGCCAAAGAAGGUGUUUUUGUCAAUAUUGAUAGUGAAUUUGACUUCGAAAACAUUGUCGCAGCUGCUAGAAUUGCUCAAAAGAGGGUGAAUGUUUUACUUAGAAUUAAUCCGGAUGUGGAUCCGCAGGUUCACCCUUAUGUUGCUACAGGGAAUAAGAACUCCAAAUUUGGCAUCAGAAAUGAGAAGCUGCAAUGGUUUCUAGAUGCUGUGAAAGAGCAUCCUAAUGAGUUAAAGCUUGUUGGGGCCCACUGCCAUCUUGGGUCAACAAUUACCAAGGUUGACAUUUUCAGGGAUGCUGCCAUUAUUAUGGUCAACUACAUCGACCAAAUCCGAGCUCAGGGUUUUGAAGUUGAUUAUUUAAAUAUCGGUGGUGGACUUGGGAUAGAUUAUCAACAUUCUGGUGCUGUCCUUCCUACACCCAGAGAUCUCAUUGACACUGUUGGGGAGCUUGUUCUUUCCCGUGAUCUUAAUCUCAUCAUUGAACCAGGGAGAUCACUCAUUGCAAACACUUGUUGCUUAGUUAACCGAGUGACAGGUGUCAAAACCAAUGGAUCUAAAAACUUCAUUGUGAUUGAUGGAAGCAUGGCUGAACUUAUCCGUCCUAGUCUUUAUAAUGCUUACCAGCAUAUCGAGUUGGUUUCCCCUGCCCCAGAAGAUGCUGAGAUAGCAAAGUUUGAUGUGGUUGGCCCUGUCUGUGAGUCGGCAGAUUUCUUAGGAAAAGAUAGGAAACUUCCAACUCCAAAUAAGGGUACUGGUCUGGUCGUUCAUGAUGCUGGUGCUUAUUGCAUGAGUAUGGCAUCAACUUACAAUCUAAAGAUGCGACCUCCCGAGUAUUGGCCUAGCAAGCAGUGCCCAGAAAGGUACAGUAGUUGGAAGAAGGGAGGAGGAGAAGAGGGUUUGCUUGUGGUUGUGACAGUGCCAGAGAGUGCCAGUGGUACCUACUGUACCCACCAUGCCUAUGCUCUCUGCCCUCAGAUUGGUCCACACUUCCCUCUGUACCACCCCAUCUUCUCAAUUACAUUCACCCCAAAUUAA